Messenger RNA from Salvelinus namaycush (lake trout), 4674 nucleotides. RefSeq lists its product as uncharacterized. Bases 1 to 4674 code for a protein of 1557 amino acids. The transcript is spliced from 6 exons. Gene Ontology annotation, biological process: negative regulation of DNA-templated transcription. Lineage: Eukaryota; Metazoa; Chordata; Actinopteri; Salmoniformes; Salmonidae. The record is from RefSeq and is a predicted model, not a curated record.
AUGCCAACCACCCAGGGAACUGGAGGGGCUGGCAGCCCACGGGUUCAGCGCUACCGUCCGGCCUCGGAGUUUGACAACGCCACCCUCGCCCAGAAGAGAGAGUACUGGAGGACCAAGAAACGAGAGCAGAGGGCUAAGCUGUCAGAGGUCAAGAAGGAGAGUGCAGGCCCAGGAAAAGGUGCAAUGGUCUGCAAGAUGGCAGUGAAAAAUUAUCCAACAGGGGGCGCUGUGAUUGGAACAGUUACCUCAGCCAAACCCAAUGGAGUGCUUCUCAACAGUGGCUCCUUUGUGCCUCCGGUAAGAGUGGCGGUGAGAGCCUCAGGCUCUGCACCUCACCAACCACAGACCGGAAUGACUAUUCUCAAUGGCAGCUCUCCUGUAGUGUCAUCUGAGCAGCAUCUGACCACCCAGAGUGUAUCAAGGCCUGAUGCAAUGACAAAGACGCAAGUUACAGUGUCUGUUAAGCCUAGAUCGCUAACCACUAACAUUACCACAGGGAUGACCAUCGUGACCACUCAAUCUGCCCCUAUGCUCGUCCACAAACCAGGGGUUAGGCCUAGAGGGAUGAAAGUAACACCGCUAGGCGGGAAAAAGAGUGCAGUGGUCGCGGCCCAAGAAGUUGGAAGCAUCAACGACACAUCAGCUACACUGGAGACUGAGGAGGAGCGAGCCGCCAAGCGCAGAGAGAAUUGGCGCAUCAAGAAAAGAGAACAGCGAGCGAAGCAAGCGGCUAGGUUAAGCAAGGCCAGCAAAAGAAUCACGAACAUGGAGGUAUCGUUGCAGAAAGUAGAACUGUUACCAAAUGUGGACGUUGAACGUCCCCAGUCCUUUUUGAGUGGACAGGGCCAGAGGCAGUGUGUUAGUAGGGUCAGUGCCCCGUUCAUCUCAGCCGGACGGCUGCUGAAGAACGCCAGAGCAGUGGCUAGCAUUGCUGUCAAAAGGGAGUCUGACGAUUCAAUCCUGGCUAAGCUAACCACAGUCAACGCUAAUGAACAGACUGUUCAGCUAAGAGCAGAGAAUCUGCAGGAGGCUAAAGCAACAAUGCAGACUGGUAUCGCAUCUAAUAUCAUUGGUUAUAAACCAGCAGGGGAACCAAGCAGAAGGCUCCCUGGUCCAGUGCAGUUUGCCAACGUUAACCGAGGUAUGGUCCGUUGUAGGACUCCGAGACAGAGGUUCAUUGAAACCCAAAGGAUUUUCCUGGGUCAGAGAAAGAUGCGGAAGUCCCCCUGUCAUGCCAAAGCCUUAACAACCCACAACGCACCACGAGAUGACCCAAAGGAGACCCCCGAGCAGAGGGCGGCCCAGAUGCGGGAAUACUGGCGUGUCAAGAAGCGGGAGCAGCGAGCCAAGCUUUCUGGCGAAGUCCGAGCUAAGAUGAAGGAGAGGGAUGCUCUGAUGCAAAGAGUCAAGCGUUACCAGAGCAUCCUGGAGGAUAUGAGGAAGGCCAGAACAGCAAGCUGCAAAAUGCUGCCACAACCAACAGAAAAUAGGCCUACUCACACCAGCGCCUCAGAGAUCAUUGGAGGUUUCAUCAUGGAGGAUGGUACAGUGACCAAUAACAUUCCUCAAAUUGAUCUCACUACAGAAGCAAAAGAGACUGGGGGUGAAAUUGGUAGCAGUAGUGGGAUGCCUGUUAAUAAUUUAUUUACCAACACACACCGCCAACACCAACUGUUUCCCAAACCUACUGGUGAUACCUUUAGUAAUGUGGUGUUAAGUCAUCAAACACAGGACAACCUACCACCUCCUCUAAUCCGUUCUGCUCAGUUUAAAGUCUCUUGUCCUCCCGUCGGCCUGUCGAUCAUGAAGCCUCCCAGGUUGGUUUCAAUCAGACCGAGGACUGAAUUUCGCAGCACACCGAAAAACCUCCUGAAUUUACACACAGUCUUCCAGCCCCAGAGUCAUAUCACCCUCACACACCCUCAAAACAUCCAAAAUAUCUUUCCUGGUGUGCCUACAGCGAUGCCAAAGCCGGCUAGCUGUGUCAUGCAGAUGGCUGUCAAAGCUUCUACAGCAUCAGCAGUGCUUAACUUGGACCCAAAGCUAACAGAGGAGGAAAGUAUGGCUAAGAAGAGGGAGUACUGGAGGGUAAAGAAACGAGAGCAGAGGGCAGCCCGCGCCAUCCGCCUAAGGCAAGGAGUUCAAGCUAGGGGAAAUGCUGCCUCACAGAAGAGGCGGAACCAAAGGUUAGCACGAUUAGCCACAGCCAAUCCCAAUGUCAACACCUCUGUCAACCACACACACACUAUCAAGCCUCUCUCAAACACCAGUCUGCCCAUGCCUCCACAGGGAAACCAAAUAAAACAAGAAAGAGAAUCAAUCUCAACACAUGCUCCAUGUCCUCCACUUGAACAACCCCUCUGUGUUGAUAUCAAACUGUCCCAGUCUCCACCACAUCCAGAUCCACCAGACCUAGCCUUGAAUGCUGACAGCCAGGCCACCACUCUCCUGGCAGUGGCCUCUAUGAAGAAGCUUCUGGAGGAAUCUCUCAGCACUGUGGCUGACUGUAAAACGGAACAGCCCGACUGUAUUACAGAACAGCUGCCUUGUAAAAGUGAACCCCAGGCUUGUUCCUCAGAGGAGAAUGCCCUCCAGAUUGAGGUCAAGCCAAAUCUACCUCUGCUCACCCUGGGAGACGAGGAGAAAGCCUCCAUAUCUGGUGACCUAUUGUUGGAGGUCAAAGGGUGGCAGGUGGAUGCUGACGCCCCGCCACCAUGUCAGGUGACCAUUCGUCCACUGAGUCCUCAUCCGAAGGCCUCUCCCCUAUCCAGUCCUUGUACGAACACCCUCUCUUUCUCAGCUUCCCCUCUCAAUCGGUCUGAACCCUCCUCUCACACACCCACACAAUCCUGCUCCCAAAAGGCAGCCUCCGGAGGACCACUCCUCCCUGUCCCUCGUAGAGCCCAGAGGUUGCGUGCCAAAAAAGCAGGCCACCACCACUGCUGCUCCCCAGAACCUCCGAAGCUACAUCACCAGCCACCACAACAACAACAACCACCUUGCCAACUUCAAAAUCAACACCGGCGUCAACAACACCAAAAACACCCCCAGCAACAGCAGCAGCGUCAGCAACAUCACCACGCCCCAGUGGUGACCGACCAGAAUGUGACUCUGCAGAAGAAGAGGGAGUACUGGAGGAUGAUGAAGAGGCAGCAGAGAGCCAGGAAGGCUCGGCAGGGAGGAGGGGGGCUGAGGCAGGGGGACUACAGCAGACGACUUGCCUUCAAAGCAGCACAGGCUCCGAAUCUCCAUAUUGUCAAGACACCAACACAGAGGCCAGUGCAGAUAGGCGGGAGCUUCAGUCUACAAGCUGCACCAUUGCUCAAACCUCAGCCCUCCCCCCUUCUCCAGCCUAUAUCUCCCCCUGCCUCUGGACCUCAGGCAAGCCUCAGCAUGGUCACCAACAUCCCUACACUUCUGGUUGUGAGCCCCACCACCUCCAACAUGGGACAACCAUCUGAUACACUACAGCUCAGACCUCCGGUCAACUCUACCAGUAUUUCCAAUUCAUCCAUUGGCCACACAGGGUCCCCCCAGACAUCUCAUAGCUUCAAUACCGCGUUUCUCCCUGUAGGAGGCGGUGUCACUGUCCCUCCAUUGGGUGAGGGGAAGAAAGGCGGGCUGCUAUUGGUGGAGAGCCAACAGGAAGCGGCCCCGGGGUCCAGCCCUGACUCGCCACGUGUUAGAAAAUGGCGAUUGCAAGUGCAGGAAAUCUCAGACGCUGACGCCUCACCCAUCGCUACUCUCACACCUCCGCCUAACCCUCUGACUAGCAUCAAGUUCUUACCAAUUCAUCCUCCCAGUCAAACGUCCACAUUCACACCAACACAGACUCCUUUCAAAUGUCAAGGUGCUCAGAUUCCUCAAAGUGGGAAUUUACAAAAUGUAGGAUUGCCUACAAUGCAGGGGCUCACCAGAAGCCCCAUCUACAUAAGCUCCAUGGGUCCGCCCAAGCCAGUGCCGGGGGAGUCGGAAGAGGAGACUCUGAGGAAGAAGAGGGAGUACUGGAGAGUGAAGAAGAAGGAACAGAGAGCCAGGAAGUCCAUGAGGGACAGGGAGCUGACUGAGAAGAGGGCUUCGGUCAACUGGAGGCCCAUCCUCCCCAGCAGUCAGCCUCAACACCUGCAGCAGGGGCUGGAUACACAGGAACAGGAUCCUGACCGGUGGGUCAACACCUCGGAGGACUCUGAACUACAUCUAAGUACUUCCAGAGAGACAGACAUGGGCUACUUUCCUGACCCAAGCCAUACGGAAGAGGAAUCAGAGCUCCUUUUCCCAGACGAUGAUCAUAACGACAACUACAACGGCCCCAUCUCAGAUGCCGUAUGGAGGAACUGCUACCUCAUGGACUACGACCCGCUGAACCAGCUGCUGGUGUGCAUGGUGUGCGGGGAGCUCCAGUACUCCCACAGCCUGGAGGGGGUGAGGGCCCACAUCGAGGAGGCCCACCCGGACACCCUGAGCCUGGUGCCCCCGGAGCGCCGGCACAUCCUGGAGGCCUGGGACGAGCAGGUGUCCAGGAGAGAACUUUUCUUCACCAGCCAGCUGCAGCAGCACAGCGGUGGGAUGGGAGGUAAUAAGGAUCUAUUAUAUAUUAGAGGGCCCAGAGUUCUUCCUGGUAAAGAAAGGCUCCGGUCCCUUGCAAUGGGGACAUUUGGGAUUGAGGGUUUCUGA